Rhipicephalus sanguineus (brown dog tick) is the source of this 3270-nucleotide messenger RNA. Its product is annotated as adipocyte plasma membrane-associated protein. Bases 216 to 1427 code for a protein of 403 amino acids. Gene Ontology annotation, biological process: biosynthetic process. The transcript has 9 exons. Gene Ontology annotation, molecular function: strictosidine synthase activity. The record is from RefSeq and is a predicted model, not a curated record. Lineage: Eukaryota; Metazoa; Arthropoda; Arachnida; Ixodida; Ixodidae.
AUCAGUUUUCCUUCCUCCAGACAGCGCCGCCGCUGGUUGUGUUAUCUCUCGCUUAUUCUCCACUCUGCUGAAACCGGUCGCUUCAGCGUAUCCUCGCCUACUGGCUCAGUCGUCAGCGCGCCACGCCGGUCUCACGGUCAAACGCCAGCAGCCGAACGUCAAGCACACAGGAGUCGAGGCAAUGGCCGCAGUGGUUGCUCUCAUCCGCUCACAAGAUGGUCACGCGGACUUUCAAACCCAUCUUCAAGAUCACCGUGUACCUGCUAGCGUUCGUCCUCAUCCUGCCCUUGAUUCCUAUGGCGUUGGACUUCGAGCCUAAUGAAAACACGGUUGAAAUACAAGACCUCGAAGGGCCUUUAGAACCAAAUGAUAAACUAGACCAUGUUGAGUACCUUUUCAAAGAUAAACUUCGUGGACCUGAAUCACUGCCAGUGUACAAAGGUAGCAUUUACACAGGAACAGAGGGAGGCGAGAUUUACAAAAUCACUGGCGACCAGGUGACGCUAGUCGCCAAGCUUGGCAAGAAAUGCGAGGGCUUGUGGGAAGAGGAAGUGUGCGGUCGGCCACUGGGAAUGCGUUUCAACAAAGAUGGCCGCCUCUUCGUCAUCGAUGCUUACUAUGGACUGUAUGCCAUAAACGUCGAGACUGGUGCCAUUCAGCACCUUCUACCAUCCAGCACAGAAAUUGAAGGGAAGAAAAUAGUCUUUGGCGAUGACAUUGAUAUUGACGACGACGGCUCAGUGUACAUCAGCGAAGCAAGCAACAAGUGGCCGCUCAAGAAGAUUAUCUACACAGUUCUGGAGCAUGAGGACACUGGCAGAAUUCUCAAGUUUGAUCCCAAGACGGGGAAGACAACAGUGUUGAUGAAGGGCCUGCACCUUCCCAACGGUGUGCAGAUUUCCCACGACAAAAAAAGCCUCCUGGUGUGCGAGCUCUCCAUGAACCGCAUCCUGAGGUACCACCUCAGAGGUCCAAAGCGGGGGAAGACCGAGGUGUUUGUCGACAAACUUCCGGGCUGGCCCGACAACAUUCGUCCCAGCAAGCGAGGUGGUUACUGGGUGGCCUUUGCAACAGGCCGCUCACCCAACGACACGGGUGUCAUCGAUUACCUCAUCCCCCUCCCGUUCAUCCGCAAGGCAACCAUCCGCUUCGUCUAUCUCGUUGGAACGGCGUUGAAGACUGCCUCUCGUGUCUACCCGCUGCCCUACAUCAAGGACUGGGCAGCUCAGUUUGAAAAUGGAUGGGUUCUUUACGAGACGGUGCCACAGUACGGCCUCGUCGUGGAGCUGGCCGCGGACGGGCGCAUCCUCCGGAGCUUCCACUCGCCCAAGCAUAAGAUCCACAUGUUGUCCGAGGUGCUGGAGCACGACGGCUACCUCUACCUGGGCUCCUACCGGAACCCGUUCCUGGGCAGGAUCAAGCUCUAGUCAUUUGCGUUGCUUAGCCCACCUGCCCUCUCACCACACCAUCACGCGCUCUCCACACUUAUGUCCACAGUACGUUACACAGUACGUCCACAAACGCUCACACCAGCAACCUGUGGCGCAUCAUAGCUCUCCAAGAACAAACCACUGGUGCCAUCUACAGAUACACGAGGAAAUGAUACAAGCUCUCUAUAAACUAACAAAAUACUCAUAGUAACGUUCAAAUGUUUUCAGAAGUGCCUUACAAUCCACCUGUUACUUUCCUCGUAAUGUUUCAAUUGUUCAUCUGUGUUUGUAGAGGUAGUUGAGUGCAAUGCCAAGGAUAUUGUUAGGGUGGCUCAUUUACACUGACGAUCGAAAAAUUGCACGACCAAGAAAUUUUUCUUGCUUAGGUUGCUAGUGGUUACAUGAAGCAGUCGUUGCCCUCGCCGCAAAAUAAGCAGGGGUAAAUGCCAUUGAGCUGUUUUAUGUGGAUAGCACAGUUUAAUCCUGCUGGUACAGUUAUCUGUGUAUCAUGCCUAACUGUAGUGCUCAUACUUUUAUACAUAAUGAGCAGGUGCGUCUGCAAUGAAAUUGUAAAGAUGUUAGGCUAGCAUUCAUGCCACUCUUGACUAGAUUUGUCACAAGUGGCCGAUCAAAUCUAUGCAGUCCCAAGAGUUAGAAACUUAACGCUUGCAGCAGUAGCGGAUUGUAGCAUCGGCAGAGAUACCAGAAAUCAGGCCAGCCACUUAGCAUGCCUGAAAGAGUUAAGUUCUGCAUUGCACUUGCUACAUUUACGACGUCUAAUGCUACACUGACAUUUACGGUGUAGCUUUUGCGAAACUCUCCAAGCUCAAGAAUGUGUGACAAAGUUGUGUGCAGUAGAAUGAAACUCAUGUCUAAGAUUGAAAAGGAUUUGUUCUAGAAGUCUUGUUCAACCCUGGGCACAAUCACGAUGCUGGCUACAUCGUGUAAUAGGUAUGUGGGCAAGCUACAGCUAUAUGUCAUGUUGAAUGUUCUGGAUGCUGGGAUUGUGUUCUUUGAUGAUUACUUCCAGUGACACGUUGUUUCAUGUAACGUUGCUUCUUCAGUGGAGUUUAAGUUUGUUCAAUAUAUAUGGCAAAAUAAUACUCCUCGUGAAACUACAUACAAAUGUAGUAUCACUGAAAUGAUUAUCUGAGAGCAGAACUGCUGAUGUUCUGACCUGUUACGUGUAGGUACAAGACUUCGUGGAAAGUGUUUUUGUUCUAUUUAUCACUUCUCUUUUUCCGUAGCCCUUGUGCCUUGCUGGUUAAGUUACGUACUUUCAUUGCUCAUGACAUCAUCAGCAUAGUCAAUUUUGCUUAAGGAUGGAAUAAUUGCGUGAAACACUAAUGUGAUAGGCUUGUUUAAACUGCUGCUCUGUACUUGCGUGUUGUUUAUUGACAUUCCUUCUAAAACACUUUCGAGUUAGUUUACAAAUGAUCAUCAGAGGGCUCUUGUGUGGUCUGCACCCCUACAAAAGGCAAGAGCUUAUCAAAUUAUAGCUUACUAAGUGUAAUGAAACUCGCUUCACACAAACGAGAAGCCUUAAGUCUAUUGUAUCUUCAAAAGAAGUGGGUGGGGGGCUUUCUUAACAAGGAAUUUACAUAUGUGGGAUUUAGCGAUAGGGAAACAGGGUGAUAUAGACUAAAGUUACUGGGCAUCUUGUGAGGGUUAAUGGUUGUUCGCUAAAUUUUUGGAGAUAUUUUUCCGUGUGCACUUCAACCAGGGCAUUAUACAUACCAGUCGUUUUUGAAAUUUCUCGCGACUGUUUCGCAAAAAAAUGUUCUGGGAUGUGCAGUCUACGGGCAGAUGUUGCAAUAAAAGCAUUCACUUGUGCCAAGAA